UGGAAGUCUUUGUUUCGCCUGAACAUGUGUUGCAGCUGCUGUGGAGUGACCCAACAAAAGGUCUGGGUCUUUGGUUUUGGAACCCUUUUCGCGGUCUCAGGACUCUUGGCCAUAAUAUGCUGGCCCGGUUUUAUAGACACGCAGAUUAUGAAGGCCCUGCCAUUGACGCCCACUUCAAAGACCUUUGAGAAAUGGGAGGAGCUGCCCAUUCCCGUGUAUGUCUACAUGUACCUCUGGAACUGGACAAAUGCCGCCGAUGUGCAGGCUUAUAAGGUGAAACCUAGUUUCGAGCAACUGGGGCCCUAUGUCUAUCGCGAGGAGAGGAAGAAAAUGGAUCUGGAGUGGCACGAUAAUGGCACGGUGACCUUUAACCCCAGGAGAACUUGGUUCUGGGAGGAGGAGCUGUCCGGCGGCAAGCAAACCGAUUUAAUUACUGCCCCCCAUUUACCUUCGCUGGCCGCUUCCAGCCAAAUGCGAGAUAGCAACGCCUUUUUGAAGUUCAUGUUCAACCAGGCUCUGAAUGCGAAUGGAGGACAUCUUUUUGUGACCCACACGGCAGCCGAGUGGCUUUUCGACAGCUUCUACGAUGAGUUCCUGCACUACGCCAUGACCCUGAACAAUCCCCUGGCCCCGGAAAUCGAGUCGGAUCACUUUGCCUGGUUCCUCAAUCGCAAUGGAUCCAAGGACUUCGAAGGACCCUUCACCGUUCACACGGGAGUGGGUGACAUUAAGGAAAUGGGCGAAAUAAAGUUCUGGAAGGGCCAGAAUCACACGGGCUGGUACGAGGGUGAGUGUGGACGACUCAAUGGCAGCACCACCGAUCUAUUCGUACCCGACGAACCCAAGGAGAAGGCCCUGACCAUCUUCAUUCCCGACACCUGUCGUAUUAUAAAUCUGGAGUUUACGGGAGAGAGUGAAACGAUCCAGGGCAUCACGGGCUGGAAGUACGAAAUAACACGGAGCACCUUCGAUAAUGGCCAGUUCGAUGAAAAUGCAAAGUGCUGGUGUCCGUUGGAUAGGCAACCCGAUAAUUGUCCUGCCAGCGGAGCCACCGAUCUAGGACCUUGUGCCGAAGGAGUUCCCAUGUACCUGUCUGCCGAUCAUUUCAUGUACGCGGACGAGAGCUAUGGCAACACGAUCAACGGUUAUAAACCCGAUUAUGAUCAAAAUAACUUUUAUAUCAUAAUGGAGCGGAAGAUGGGCGUUCCUCUGAAGGUCAAUGCCAAUGUGAUGAUCACCUUGUUAAUACAGGCAGAUGGCGUUAUUGACAUACUAAAGGACCUUCCCACUUUCUAUGCACCACUCUUCACCACCGCCAGUCGAGCAGAAAUCGACGAGGCACUGGCCUCAGAACUUAAAUUGGCGCUCAAUCUACCAGCUAUUGGCCGAUAUACUGGAGUCGGUUUACUGUGUGUCGGUUGCAUUCUUAUAGCCGUUGGCGUUUUACUAACCAUUAAGCGGAAAUGGUAUGGCCAAGCUGAUUCAGAUAGACUGGCUCUCAAGGAUAACGAGGAAGCCCCAAAGGAAACGGAAGUAUCAGUCAAUGAAGUCGAUAGAAAUUUGCAAUACAUCAAUUAAUAUAAACAUUUAACAUUAAUAACAAACACAUAAAUGUGAUUUCCAAAAAACUUGGUGUGAUAAAUAAGAAUAAUUUGUUUUUUUUCUUGUAAUAUAAAUUGUUUACUAUGCAAGUUUAAACUGACA
Molecule: messenger RNA, 1704 nt
Organism: Drosophila rhopaloa
Lineage: Eukaryota; Metazoa; Arthropoda; Insecta; Diptera; Drosophilidae
Gene: ninaD
Product: protein croquemort
Exons: 5
Coding region: 25-1578 (517 amino acids)
Cellular component (GO): membrane; cytoplasm
Molecular function (GO): scavenger receptor activity
Source: RefSeq, a predicted model, not a curated record